Messenger RNA from Cicer arietinum (chickpea), 2791 nucleotides. RefSeq lists its product as uncharacterized. Gene Ontology annotation, molecular function: ATP binding; mismatched DNA binding; endonuclease activity. Gene Ontology annotation, biological process: mismatch repair; negative regulation of DNA recombination. NCBI's taxonomy places the organism in Eukaryota, Viridiplantae, Streptophyta, Magnoliopsida, Fabales, Fabaceae. The record is from RefSeq and is a predicted model, not a curated record.
CGACUAAGUUGAGUGUUCAAAAAAUUUAGCAGCACUCCUUUUGGUUUCACCUAUUGAUUUACCUUCUUUGGAGGGGGACACAGAAGUCUUCAUGGGUUGAGUAAAAUCGACCAAAUUAGUAUAAUUGAUCCAGAUCCACCGAAGAGAAUGGUUUGGGUUUGGUGAUUAGAUGAACUUGGUUUUAAAAAUAAUAAAACUAAUAAUUUAAAUUAGGUUUACUCUUCCCUUCUAAGUAUCAAAAGCGGGUGAUGCUAAAUGCUAAUCAUUUCCUUGUGGAAACAAAUUCGAUAACCCAUUGGUGUGUCUGUAAAACCAAUUAAAAUGUUGUUCUUUUGCACAACAACAACAACCAUAUUCUCUUUUCCGAUAAGAACCGUUAACAAACUGAAGCAUAGACAGAGACAAACCGUUCUGGUAGCUUCCAUUCACCACGACAGCCUCAGAGUUCUCGAAUGGGACAAACUCUCCGAUUUGGUCUCUUCCUUUGCCACCACUUCCUUGGGCCGUCACGCCCUCAAGGAUCAACUGUGGUCCCUGAGUCGAACUUAUGAGGAGAGUCUCAAACUUCUCGAAGAAACCAAUGCUGCAGUCGAAAUGCACAAGCAUGGUUCGUGCAGGUUGCACUUUGGUCACAUUGAUGCUAUGCUGGUGAAAACUGCAAUUCAAAAUGCGCGGAGAACCAUACCGGUAACUGGCUAUGAGGCAAGGGCUGUUUUGUCUCUUCUUCAGUGUGCUGACACAUUGCAGGGUGAUUUAAAAGCUACAAUUAAGCAAAACAGAGAUUGGUAUAGCCGUUUCAUGCCUCUUACAGAAGUGAUAAUGGAGUUUGUCUUUAAUCGAUCUUUGGUUAAAGCUAUAGAACAAGUUAUUGACGAAGAUGGCUCUAUCAAGGACUCUGCGAGUUCAGAGCUUAAAAAGUCACGUCAACAAGUGCAACUGCUUGAGAGAAAGGUACAACAAUUAAUGGAAAGCUUAAUCAGAAAUGAAAAGAGUGAAACAUCAAUUCUUGUAAGUGAAGUGAAUAACAUCGAUGGUAGGUGGUGCAUAAGAACGGAUUCUGGACAGAAAACAAGUUUUAAGGGUCUAUUGUUGUCCAGUUCAGGAGUAGGAAGUACUAUAGAACCACUUUCUGCUGUUCCCUUAAAUGACGAGUUGCAGCGAGCAAGAGGUUUGGUAGCAAAGGCUGAGGCAGAUGUGCUCUUGGCAUUAACCAAAAAGAUUCAGCUAGACGUCGAUGAUAUUGAAAAUAUAUUAAACAGUUUGGUUCAACUCGAUGUGAUUAAUGCUCGUGCUACGUAUGGUCUUUCAUUUGGAGGAUCAAAUCCCCAUAUAUUUCUGCCUGAUAGGAAUAGCUCUUCUACUGCUGAAUCCUUCUUAACAAGGAACGAAGAUUCCAAUGGACCGUUACCCAACAAUAGGGAAUGGAUGUUGUAUCUUCCCAAGGCUUAUCAUCCUUUAUUGCUUCAGAGUCAUAGGGCGAAUUUACAAAAGGCCAAAGAGGAUGUCAAUAACUCUACUUCAGUUGCUGCACUGGACAAAGCUCAACCACAGCCAGUACCGGUUGACUUUUUAGUAGCUAAUGAAACUCGUGUUGUAGUUAUAACUGGCCCUAAUACUGGCGGUAAAACGAUAUGUUUGAAGACUGUAGGAUUGGCUGCUAUGAUGGCAAAAUCAGGUCUCUAUGUUCUUGCUGCUGAAUCUGUGCAAAUUCCUUGGUUUGAUUUUGUUUUUGCUGACAUUGGUGAUGAGCAGUCCUUAUCUCAGUCUCUGUCUACGUUCUCUGGCCACUUGAAACAGAUCAGUAAUAUUAAAUUACAAUCAACAAGGCAGUCACUGGUGCUACUAGACGAGGUUGGUGCAGGAACAAACCCUCUUGAAGGAGCAGCUCUAGGAAUGUCAUUAUUGGAAUCUUUUGCCCAAGACGGUUGUUUAUUGACUAUAGCAACGACACAUCAUGGUGAACUGAAAACCCUGAAAUAUAGUGAUGAGGCCUUUGAAAAUGCAUGUAUGGAGUUUGAUGAAGUGAAUCUGAAGCCAACUUACAAGGUUCUCUGGGGCAUACCUGGUCGCUCAAAUGCAAUCAAUAUUGCCGAGAGGCUGGGACUACCAUCUGUUGUUAUAGAUUCUGCUCGUAAGUUAUAUGGUUCAGCUAGUGCGGAAAUUGAUGAGGUGAUUACUGAUAUGGAGAAGUUAAAACAAGAUUACCAACAGCUAUUAACUGAAGCAGAUUGUUAUCUAAAGCAAUCCAGGGAACUUCACAGUAGUCUAUUGAACACCAGAAGGAAGAUCAUGGAACAUAGUACAAGUCUAAGAUUUAAAAAGAUGAGAGAUGUUUCCGAGGCUGCAGCGAUGGCAAGAUCCAUCCUUCACAAGAAGGUCAGGGAGAUGGAUGCAUCAUCUAAGAAAAUGUCACAGCAUAAUAAAGCCAUUAAGAGCUCUCAUGUAUCAACAACAAACAACCUCCAUACUGCAGCAGAUAACAAAGAACCUGCUAUUACAGACAGAAGUCCAUCUGGUGUUAAAAAAAUUAACCAAUCAUCGACAGAUAGGUCUGCAAUUCCCAAGGUUGGUGAUACAAUACAUGUCUCUUCACUUGGGAAAAAAGUGACUGUUUUAAAAGUGGAUUCAUCCAAAGGAGAAAUUGUAGUUCAAGCUGGAAUCAUGAAGAUGAAACUAAAAGUAACUGACAUUCAAAGAUAGUAGAAAUUAGCAAGUCAUGGCCAUGAGAUCAUAAACGAGUAAGUUUGUAUUAUAAAUUAACUCACUUUGGCCUCUCAAGAGUGUGCAUCUA